AUGGUGAUUUAAAAGAACUUCUGGCAGGAAUUUAGGUAAUUUUCAAUUUAAUUAUUUUGAGAACCUAAGGAUAAUUAAUCCAAUCUUUAAUGAAAAAUAGUCAAAGAAUUAGUUUAUUAAUUACUUAAAAACUUGUGGAUAACGAUAAAUAAUUCUAUAGUGUAUUAUUUACAAUUGUAAAAUAAUCCUAAAAAUGGAAAUAAUAUAAAGCUGAUGUUUUAGUUAUUAGUGUUAUUCCUAGUCUAAUUUCAUUAAAUAUACUCAAUGGAGAAGAAAUUGUAUCUGUUUUAUUAUUAGCCAUCUAUAAUGAAUAUUUGGAUUUCAUAAAUAAAUAAAGUGAAACUCAUUUAUCUUUAGAAAGUUUGCCUAUAAUGAAAAAUAAAUAUGAACAGCUUUUUCAUAAUGAUAAAAAAAGAAAACAGUAUUAAAUCAUUAAAGAAAUAACACAAACAAAUUUAUUGGAAAUUCAUUAAAUGUUACUUGAAUUAUUUUUAAUUUACCUCAAUUAAAUGGAUUAAGUGAUUCUAAAAUAAGCAAUAAGAUUAGGAUACAUUUUCUGUGGAUCAACAUACACAAGUUAAGAAUUAAAACUUCUUGAAUAUCAUGGUGUAUAAGAUUAAAUUUUUAAAGUUCAAAUGAGUGAUCGGUCUAUGGAAUUACUGUUAUUUAUAGUAUCUUCAAUAAAUUUAAGUGAUGAAUCUAUAUUACAUGUUCAUCACCUUAUAAAUUUAAUAAGGAAAAAAGCAGCAAAUGAAUCAAGAUUUAGUGUAGCAGGAUUAGCUUAAUCAGUUAUUACAAUAACUGAAGAUGUAUUUGAAGGAGUCUUUUGA
Paramecium sonneborni is the source of this 830-nucleotide messenger RNA. The record is from the annotation of a GenBank genome assembly. NCBI's taxonomy places the organism in Eukaryota, Ciliophora, Oligohymenophorea, Peniculida, Parameciidae.